Molecule: messenger RNA, 2862 nt
Organism: Arachis duranensis
Lineage: Eukaryota; Viridiplantae; Streptophyta; Magnoliopsida; Fabales; Fabaceae
Exons: 7
Coding region: 1-2862 (953 amino acids)
Source: RefSeq, a predicted model, not a curated record
AUGUUGUCAUAUCCAUGGUGUGCGUUUGGAAAAUGGCAUAAAAAAGACACAGUCCAGGAUCACUUGCUUUUAAAGCCGUUUCCCAAGAACUAUCUUGUUUGGAAUCGUCAUGGUGAGAUACAACCUGUUGAGUCAAGUAGUAUAGAAGUGCAAGCGACACCAUAUCAAGAGAAUCCAUUAAACACAUUAAUCAAUGAUGUAUUCGGCCACCAUGGGGAUGAAGGUAUAACGGGAGUGAAUGAUGUAGUUAUAGACAAUGGAGGCGAAGACAUCGCAAAUGAAAGAUUACAUGAAGCCUCUUUUGAUGAUGGUAGCGAGUUCAAUGAAUUUGUAAGAGACGGAAAUGAAAAGUUGCAUGAGAGCAGUAAAUGCACAAAGUUGGAGUUUAUAAUUAAAUUGUAUCACAUAAAGGUUUUGUGUAGAAUAAGUGAUAAGGCCAUGACUAUGAUAUUGAAUUUGUUGAGAGAUACAUUUGGUGGAAUACAGUUGCCUUCUAGUUUUUAUUUGGCCAAGCAAAUAACGUACAAGACACAUGCAAGUAUUGCGGUAUAUGUAGAUGGAGCCCUAAGAAAAAAAAAGAAAAAGCAAGCUGCAAAAGUUUUGCGAUACUUUCCACUGAAGCCAAGGUUAAAAAGAUUAUAUAUGUCUAGCAAGACGGCUGAGCACAUGCAAUGGCAUAAUUCUGCACCUGCAAGAGAUGGAUUACUGAGACAUCCAAGGGACGGCCAAGCAUGGAAGGAUUUUAAUGCAACGCACACUUUGUUUGCCGAAGAGCCACGAAAUAUUUGCUUAGGUCUUGCAACUGAUGGUUUUAAUCCCUUUGGAGCCUUGAGUUCUACUAAUAGCGUUUGGCCUGUGUUCCUGAUUCCAUACAAUCUUCCACCUUGGAUGUGUAUGAAUCACACUUUGUUCAUCUUAUCAAUGAUUAUUCCAGGAAAGAAGUCUCCAGGAAAUAAGAUAGAUGUGUACUUGCAGCCCCUUAUAGAUGAAUUGAAAGAUUUGUGGAAUGAUGGUGUGGAGACCUUUGACUCAUCAUCUGGAAACACAUUUAGAAUGCAUGCAUCUCUUAUGUGGACAAUAAGUAAUUUUCCUGGGUUAGAAGCACAGAGGAGCGUGGUCCACCUAAGAAGUUAUCAGGUGUUGACAUUCUUGAACAACAACAGGAUGUUGAAACAUGAGAUCAGCAACGAGAAGAAUCCCAUAGUAGUGGGAAGAGACCUUGACGAGAAGUCAAGCAGUGGAACAAGCGAAGCAUUUUCUUUGAUCUUCCGUACUGGAAAACCAAUUCGUUGCGUCAUAAUCUGGACUUUAUGCACAUUGAGAAGAAUGUGUGAUAACAUUUUGUAUACUUUGCUUAAUGAUAAAGCAAAAUCAAAGGACAAUCUCAAGGCAAGGAAGGAUUUGAAAGAAAUGGGCAUAAGGCGAGAUCUCUGGCCACGUGACAAUGGAUCAUAUCAUUCAUCUUUAUUUUCACUAACACGUGAUACGAAGAAGUUAUUUCUUUCAGCUUUGAAGAAUGUUGUGCUACCAGAUGGAUAUUCAAGUAACAUUUCGAGAUGUGUUGAUGAAGGACAGAAAAAAAUAUUUGGAUUGAAAAGUCACGACUGCCAUAUUCUUUUGGAGGAAUUAUUACCAAUAGCAAUUCGUCAUUUACUGUCAGAUCAUGUUACCGCGGUAUUGGUUGAGUUUGGCUCAUUCUUUAAGAUCCUUUGUGGGAAAAGCUUAAGUACUUCUAAACUUGACAAGCUCCAACAACGCAUAGUGAUCGUCCUUUGCCAAUUGGAAAUGUUAUUCCCUCUGUCAUUCUUUACCGUUAUGGUUCACUUGACAGUCCAUCUAGUAGAGGAAGCAAAGCUCGGAGGUCCAGUGCAUUAUCGAUAUAUGUAUCCUAUUGAGAGGGAGUUAGGCCAUCUAAAAUCCCAUGUACGAAAUAGAGCACAAGCAGAAGCGUCUAUAGCCGAAGGAUAUCUAGCUGAGGAAUGUCUCACUUUUUAUUCUCGCUAUUUUGAGGAUAUAGAGACAAGGUUCAAUAGACCUAGACGUGUUUGUGAUGACCCACUUGACAGGGGAUGCUCAGAAUCUUGUCUCUUUCCGACGGUGGGUAAAGCAGGGAGUUCUGGUACAUUUUUUACUUUAAGUGAGAAGCAAAAGCUACAAGCCCAUAGAUAUGUUUUACUAAAUUGUCAAGCCGUCAAGGAUUAUGUGAAUGAAUUUAGGGAAUACAUAAUAAGAAGCUCAAAGGGAAGGAGACCGAACUCCACAGACAUAGAGAAGAGAGUGUUUAAGGAUUUUGUUUCGUGGUUUGAAAAACGAAUAAUGAACCCGGAUAUCAUAGAACAGCUGUCUACUGACAUAAAAUUUUUAGCACGAGGCCCAUUAUCAAAUGCAACGAGAUAUAGUGCUUAUAAAAUUAAUGGUUGCACAUUUCGAACUGUUGCUCGUGAAGAAGGUUUGAGGACACAGAAUAGUGGAGUGUAUUUAACAUCUAGCACACCAUGUGUUGCAAGUCGAGUUGACAGAAAUUUAAGACAAGGUGAUGUACCUUAUUAUGGGAAGUUGGAGGAUAUAAUUGAGCUUAGCUAUUAUGGGCCCAUUCAUACCGGUGAACAUGAAGAAGACGAGCCUUAUAUUUUAGCGUCACAAGCAUCAAUGGUGUACUAUGUAAAUGAUGUCGUUAACAAAGGAUGGAGUAUUGUUGUCCAUUUAAAACCAAGAGAUUUGUAUGAAAUGGGUUAUGAAAUUGAAGAGGCUGCAGAUGAGGAUGAGCCACAUCAAGAGCAGGCUCUUGAUCAAUUUUUUGGUAACAGUGAUGAAUACAUGCAGUUGGCAACAAACCAAUUGAUUGAUGACGUAGUUGACUGA